This is a messenger RNA of Pungitius pungitius (ninespine stickleback), 4942 nucleotides long. RefSeq names its product Rho GTPase activating protein 1 (gene arhgap1). The transcript is spliced from 13 exons. Gene Ontology annotation, molecular function: GTPase activator activity. The record is from RefSeq and is a predicted model, not a curated record. The coding region runs from base 228 to 1520 and encodes 430 amino acids. Gene Ontology annotation, biological process: small GTPase-mediated signal transduction; negative regulation of endocytic recycling. Gene Ontology annotation, cellular component: cytoplasm. Lineage: Eukaryota; Metazoa; Chordata; Actinopteri; Perciformes; Gasterosteidae.
UUUUGAAAAUAACCCGCCGGAAAAAGGUGUUGACGCAGUUUGUUAGUGUCAACAGCAGCGACCAGGUGUUCGGUUCCUUCAGACCCCUGCGAGCCCCACAGAGGAAGACGCAUCGCCUUCACCACCACGGACUCUGGCUGCUACUCUGUCGAAGACUAAGCUUCUUUCAUCACUGUACAGACUGAGUUAGUGAGUGGGUGCUGUAGCGCCCUUCUGCAGUGAGCGUCAUGUCUUCAGAGCUGCUGGUGGAGUUUGGUGAAGACGCUACGACUGCACAGCUGGGACCACUGAAGCUUACCACUUUGGAGGACCAGCAGUGGCCAGCUGAUGAGUCUACUCUCAGCAAGUCAGAGAUGGAUGUUUCCCAGCGCUUUGACGCUAACUCCCCCCACCUCCCGUGGGACCAUCCCUACUAUGACAUCGCCCGGCAUCAGAUCAUUGAAGUGGCAGGUGAUGAUAACUUUGGCAGGAAGGUGAUAGUGUUUAAUGCAUGCAGGAUGCCUCCACAUCACCAGCUGGAUCAUCACAAGCUGCUCAUGUAUCUUAAAGGAACCCUGGAUCAGUAUGUGGAAAGUGACUACACACUGAUCUAUUUCCACCACGGGCUGACCAAUGAAAACAAACCCUCUCUCAGCUGGCUACGAGACGCAUACAGAGAGUUUGACAGAAAGUACAAGAAGAACAUCAAGGCUCUGUAUAUCGUCCAUCCGACCAUGUUCAUCAAGACUCUGCUGAUCCUCUUCAAACCAAUCAUCAGUUUUAAGUUUGGCAGGAAAAUCAACUAUGUGAACUAUUUGAGUGAGCUGGAGGACGUGGUGAAAUGUGAGCAGCUGAUCAUUCCUGCCCGUGUCAAAGAGUACGACAACAAGCUGAGAGCAUCUCUGAAGCCGAGCGCACAGCCCCUUGUGUCUCCUCUUCACAGCCCCCCCCUCCCCGGGCAGGUGUUUGGAGUGCCUCUUGUAAUGCUAAGACAGAGGAGUCCAGAUGGAGAUGCUAUUCCUGCGGUGAUGAGAGACACCAUCAGCUUCCUGUCAGAGCAAGGUUUGGAGAUUGAAGGGAUCUUCAGACGCUCUGCUAACGUGACUUUGGUGAAGCAGGUCCAGCUCAGAUACAACUCCGGUGAGAAGGUGGAUUUCAGAGAGAUGGAAGACAUCCACCUGGCUGCUGUGAUUCUGAAGACUUUUCUGAGGGAAUUACCUGAGCCUCUGCUCACCUACCAGCUCUACAACGACAUCAUCAACUUCAAUGCUGUUUCCAGUGACAACCAGGAGUCUCUGAUGAAGACGCUGGUGGAGUCGCUGCCAGAGGAGAACUAUGCAACACUUCGAUUCCUCAUCACAUUCCUGGCACAGGUAUCUGCCAACAGUGAAGUGAACAAGAUGACCAACAGUAACCUGGCCGUGGUGUUUGGUCCUAAUCUGCUCUGGGGGCGGGACAACGCCAUGUCCCUCAGCGCCAUUGGGCCAAUCAACAACUUCACCAGAACCCUGCUGGACCAGCAGCAUCUGGUCUUUACCUAAAUUUUCCUCUUCCCAGUCAGUACCACUAGACACGUUAAAAAGAUCCAGUAGAUCAGCUAUAUUUCAUUCAGUAUCACUUUCCCAUUGGCCCAUGAGCAGGGUCUCAUUGUCAUAUCAGAUAGCCUGCUGCUAUCUGCUGGUCCUCUUGUCUACGUAAUUGCAGGCAUAUGGGUGCAACAGGUACAGAUUAGACUGCCGCCAGGGGUCACUUUGGUGCAUUCCAUCUGCUCUUGUUGUUGCUUUUUGUCCUUCCCGUUCACAUUAAUCUCAGUCUCAUAAUCUCAUAAACAAAGAACUAGCUAACGGUGAGGUGAAAGAGUCACUCCUGGGUUUUGUCUUAGCAUUUUAUUUCUCCAGAGACCCUGAAAAAAAAUGAUCACAAUUAAAGAACUGGUUGUCAAUAUCCUGACACACUAGUUCCUACAAGUCCCACAAUGCAGCUUAAUUUGAGCUGCUUGGUGGAUUCGAUCUUGUAGUUAUUUGUAGUCUCCCGGCCAAGCUGACAUCACUUUGACACAUGUGAUACAGUUGAGGACAAAUAAAGGUUUGUCACACAAUCAAGGAGUGUCUUUCACCACAUCAUCAUAAUCAUGUCCACCCCAACAACAGCAUUCCUUGAUGCAUGUGUUAAAAUCUCAUUGUAAUCCAGCUGAGAUUUAUACAGGCAGACUAACAGUAGUUGGCCUCAGAUCUCUGUAUUCAGACUGUCUAUAUGUUGUCACAUAGAAAGCAGGCCGAUGGCAUUCCAUCAAUAAUACGCAUAUAUUUCUCCAUUGUCUAUUUGUCCCUCUAUUAUGAAAUAGAAGAGCUGAGUAAUAAUGGAGUAAAGACACAGGCGAGGAAGAUGGCUCUGCUGUCCACCACUCGCUCUUUACAUAAAACACACUUUUAUUUUUGUCUGUCAUUGACUUGUGUUUUGAUUAUCAUCCUGUGCCCUGGGACAACGUUAUGCACUUUAAUUCACUACCCGGAGCAGCAGGGCUGAAGUGGAAACAAAUAAAGGCCAAACUAAAAAUCCAUUUGAUUUUGCUGAAAGCUGAGCUGUAGCAAUCUGCUAAAUAGUUGGUAGUAAUCAGGCCAUGUAUUGUUCCAUACAUAAUAGAUAUAAUACGGGUUCUCAUUGUUACUAUUAUUAGGCUAUCAUUAUUGGUAUUAUUUCAAGUUUAACAUUAGGACUGGAUUAAAUAAAUAAAAAUACCUAACAGGGAGCUUUUACAAUUGUUUUAUCCUAAAGGUAUUUCAUUUUAGAAACUGAUCUGCAACUUUAAAUUCAGUUCAUUCAGGUGUAAAGGGAUAUCAAUCAACAAAGGCCAGUAUAUUAUAGUCUCACCUUCUAAAAAGAUAUGUGUCCAGUUACUUUAUCAGUGGUUAUUAACAUCCCUUAUUUCAGCUUUAUUCCUCUCUGUUUCUUCUUGGUUACUCCAGAGGAUGGAGCUCUUAUGUUUAGUAUUUUCUGUGCCUUUAUUCCAGAUGUAUGUUUGCUUAAAAAGUUGAUCUUUUUAUCUCUUUAGUGGAGCUUCACAUUACCUCCUUUUUAAUAUUCACCAUAGUCAAUAUGAGAAAUUCUGGUUCUAUUACUGGUGAAAGCUUCUGGUCUCCAUGACCUCAUUCCUCCUUUUUGGAGAACCUUGUGUGACUCCUGUGCUAUUCCGACUGUUGGGUCUCUCCUUCUCUCUGACUUGUGUUUAUCGCCCUAAAGUCGUGGGCAGUAAUACAAACAUUUGAUUGGCUGAGCAGCAUCACGUGAUGAGAUUUACCCGGACCGCUAAACAAGUUCCGUAAAGGCUGAAAAGCUGCACCGGUUAAAAAAUAGGUGCUCAUUUUAAAAUUGAAUACUUCUCAAUUAUGAAUCGGUUGUAGGUCUAGAUACAAUGCGUCUGGAUCCGGAUAGGAUUAGGCCAACUAUGAUUAAACCCUAUUUAGAGCAUCCAAGGGUUUCGGUUUGGCUGCAGAAGAGUUGCUUGAAUGGAAUCGGCUGUCUCCUGCAUUGCCUAGUACUUUUGCGUAGUUCCAAAGCCAAAUGUUAUUUUCUGCAACUAUCUCUGUCUGUACUCCGAUGCAUCCUCAAGUUGAUUUAGUCUUAAUUCAGUUCCACAAGCCUUGAAUUUAAAGAACUUUUUCUUCAAAUUCAGCAUUGCAUUCUGUGUCAAAUCAAACAGAUUAUUCAUAUUUGAGCUGCUCAGUGUUAUACUGUACGUGACUUUGGAUGCAAGUCACAGAAACCACAUUGAGUCAGCAGUUUGACUUUUGUGACCUUGAACAUUUGUCUUCUUUCUGUAGUCAUGCAGUUCAUGUUAAAGGCGUCUGGCCAAAUUAUGCUAUUUAGUUUUCUGAAUGGCCAAAGUACUUGUUAUUAGUGUUGUAAUGUUUCCAAUGUUACUUAAUAUGAUGUGACUGAAAAGCACCAAAAGAUAUUUAGUUUGACUGACGCUAAAAGCAAAAAAAAUCAACCUCCGAUGUUAACCUGUUGUACCAAAAUGUCGAUACUGUGGUAAUUGGCAUGCUAUCAGUGUGUGUAUGUAACUAGGGCUCCUGUUAGUUUAUAUAUAAAUAUAUUGUAUGUAAACGUAUUUUAAAACAACAGAAUUGACAUGAAUCAACAUUUUUUUUAAGGCAAAUUUAAGGUUACACUGAUGUGUGUGUGUGUACGUAAAUGUGCCUUAUCUGUCGCUCCCCAGUGAUCAUGUAAUUAGCCAUCAAAGUGCUAGUGUGCCAUUCUGCCAUAGAUGAACAAUGUGGGGUGAAUUUAUAGAAGCUGAGGGGUUAGCCUCAAAGGGUUCCGGUACUGAACACACAAGAGCACACACAGCUCAUGCCGUAAUGGAUGAUCACAAGGCUCGAGAAACAUGACCUCAUAAAUACAAAAUAUACAGAAUAUAAGAGGAUUGAUCGUCACGUUGAUGUUCUGAUACAAAGUAAGAUUUAAAUGACGAUUUUAGUAUUUAUUUGUUUACUUAAAUGGUAAUGUUGCAAGGGUUUCUACUGUGUAUCCAGUCAACUAAAUAUAUAUAUAUUCUAAUCCCACUUUGAAUUAUUAGCAUCAUUGUACAACCUGGAUGUUUCGAACAUCUGUCCAAUCUCAUUACAAAUCAGAUAUUCUAAUUUCUAUAGUAAUGUAUCAUUUCAGUUUAUUAAAUUAUAUGACAAUAGUUUCUCGUCAAUUCUGCUUAUCAAUUACAGCCCCUUCAAAUCUAUGGAUCUUUGUACUGUAAUUGUGGUCAUGGUGACAGGGAAAAAUGUUUCUCUUAGAGACAUUUUUUUUCUUGGCUGAUUUAUUGAUAAAUUGUUUAUUUCUUCUUUUCCUCCAUAACCUUUGAUAUUGUGGAUGUUAGUCUUAUGUAUUGAUGAUUAGAAUGUCAAUAAACUAAUGUCUGUGUGAAAACAAUAAAGAAUGGCAAAUAAAAGCACACACAUUGAGCUGA